This is a messenger RNA of Trichomycterus rosablanca, 2013 nucleotides long. It is a transcript of the gene gabrb1, whose product is annotated as gamma-aminobutyric acid type A receptor subunit beta1. Bases 11 to 1456 code for a protein of 481 amino acids. The transcript is spliced from 9 exons. NCBI's taxonomy places the organism in Eukaryota, Metazoa, Chordata, Actinopteri, Siluriformes, Trichomycteridae. Gene Ontology annotation, cellular component: neuron projection; synapse; plasma membrane. Gene Ontology annotation, molecular function: neurotransmitter receptor activity; chloride channel activity; extracellular ligand-gated monoatomic ion channel activity. Gene Ontology annotation, biological process: nervous system process; signal transduction; chloride transmembrane transport. The record is from RefSeq and is a predicted model, not a curated record.
UCUCUGCGCGAUGUGGAGGGCUGGAGAGCGCUGGUUCCCAGUGCUGCUGGGUUUCAUGCCCAUGCUGAUAACAGUGGAGCUCGGCCGCGGUCCAGUCUCACACAGUGUUAACGAACCAAGCAACAUGUCAUAUGUCAAAGUCACAGUUGAUAAACUGCUCAAAGGCUACGACAUUCGGCUCAGGCCAGAUUUUGGAGGUCCUCCGGUGGAUGUUGUGAUGAGUAUUGAUAUCUCUAGUAUCGACAUGGUGUCUGAAGUGAACAUGGACUACACCAUCACCAUGUAUUUCCAGCAGUCAUGGCGUGAUAAACGCUUGUCCUACACAGGGAUCCCUCUGAAUCUGACGCUGGAUAAUCGUGUGGCCGAUCAGCUCUGGGUUCCUGACACUUACUUCAUAAACGACAAGAAAUCCUUUGUUCACGGGGUCACUGUCAAGAACCGCAUGAUUCGCCUGCAUCCAGAUGGAACUGUUCUCUAUGGACUCAGGAUAACUACAACAGCAGCCUGCAUGAUGGACCUGCGGAGAUACCCACUGGAUGAGCAGAACUGCACCCUGGAGAUAGAGAGUUAUGGCUACACCACAGAUGACAUUGAGUUUUAUUGGCAGAAGGGGAGCUCUGUAACAGGGGUGGAAAACAUCGAACUGCCACAGUUUUCUAUUAUUGGCUAUGAAACUUUGUCUAAGAAGGCGGUGUUUGCCACAGGGUCAUACCCUCGUCUGUCCCUGAGUUUCAAGCUGAAGAGAAACAUCGGCUAUUUCAUCCUGCAGACCUACAUGCCCUCAAACCUGAUCACCAUCCUGUCCUGGGUUUCCUUCUGGAUCAACUAUGAUGCCUCUGCAGCACGGGUAGCUCUAGGAAUAACAACUGUACUAACCAUGACUACAAUCAACACCCAUCUGCGGGAGACGCUGCCUAAGAUCCCCUACGUAAAGGCAAUUGAUAUCUACCUGAUGGGCUGCUUCGUCUUUGUAUUCUUGGCUCUGCUCGAGUAUGCAUUUGUGAACUACAUUUUCUUCGGCCGAGGUCCUCACCUGCAGAAGAAAGUGGCAGAAAAAGCUGCUAAGAGCAACAACGAAAAGAGCAGACUAGAGAGCAACAAGGUCCAGAUGGACCCCCAUGGGAACAUUGCCCUCACCAACCUUGACCUUCGCCUCACUGGGGCUGAGAUGCUCGGGGGUCUUGGUGACCCUCGAAAUACCAUGUUCUCCUAUGACAGUGCCAGCAUCCAAUACCGCAAGCCUCUGAGUGGCUGUGACCUCUAUGGACGACCAACUCCUUCCCUUGAGCGGCCCAUCAAGCACAAGAAAAGCCGCUUGAGGAGGCGGGCCUCUCAGCUUAGGAUGAAAAUUCCGGAUCUAACAGAUGUGAAUGCCAUUGACAAGUGGUCGCGGGUCAUUUUCCCAAUCACUUACACCUUCUUCAACCUGGUCUACUGGCUUUACUAUGUUCACUAGGAGACAGCAGUGCACAUAGCUCUGCUUCCUUCACUCAUCAGGUCUGGUCAGGCUUUUCAACCAUUGGUUGGUUCUGACUUACUAUCAAAAAAGGGUAAGAAGUCCAAAAGUAGUAUUUUCUCUGUAAAUAUAUCUAAUUAUAGGAAUAAAUAAAUGCAUAUAUAAUUAAGUACAACAGCUAUUUCAGUUAAUAUUAUCCUAUCUUCUAUAACCGGUACAAUCAUCUAGAUAAUGUAGUGAACAUUCAUUAAAAAAAGACUAAGAGGCUAUCACUCCUGCUUUGUGUAAAAAUGGACUGCAAAGAUCUGACAUUUGUACAACUUUGGCUCUGUAAUGAAGGAAUCAACUCCUAACACUGUGUACAUAUUUCAUAUUAAAAAUUUAACAUUUGCUCUGCAUUGGUUCAGUGCACAAGAAGUAUAUUUAGCAGGCAGAUACCACACGAGAAAAACAAGACUGCGACCAGGAUCGUAGCCAAAACUCAUGUUGUGUGUUCUAUAAAGGAUGGGACCCAGAAUUACUAGCUACGCUUAUGACUGCAACAAUUCUAGACAAAA